AUGGAAAACCAGAACAAUAUUUCAGAAUUUAUUCUCCUGGGACUUUCCCCAAAUCCUAUGGUGCAGGUUAUCUGUUUUGGGCUGUUUCUGCUCCUUUACAUUGGUGUCGUGAUAGGAAAUCUGCUCAUUCUCCUCACCAUCCGGUUCAGCCACCUAAUCAAUCAGCCGAUGUAUUUCUUCCUCAGUUACCUGUCCCUUGUGGAUCUCUGCUACACCUCCACCAUCUCCCCUAAACUCAUUGCUGACUUAAUGGUGGAGAAGAGAACGAUUUCCUUCCCCAACUGUAGGACCCAGCUUUUUGCUUCUCACUUCUUUGGCGGUGUUGAGAUCUUCAUCUUGGUGUGGAUGGCUUAUGAUCGUUUCGUGGCCAUCUGCAAGCCACUGCACUAUACGGUUAUCAUGAACCGGCGGGCGUGUAACAGCAUGCUGCUCCUCGCCUGUGUCGUGGCAUUCGUGCAUUCGAUGGCUCAGUUACUCCUCACCCUCCAGUUGCCCUUCUGUGGACCCAAUCAGAUCGAUCACUAUUUUUGUGAUGUGAAUCCCCUGCUGAAACUCGCUUGCACUGACACCUAUGUGGUAGGCCUCUUGGUGUUUGCCAACACAGGAAUGAUUGCCAUGCUCACCUUUGUUGUAUUACUUAUUUCUUACAUAGUCAUAUUAGUUUCCCUAAGAACAUGCUCCCCUCACAGUCGGCGCAAAGCCCUGUCCACCUGCAGUUCCCAUAUCACCGUGGUCAUCUUAUUUUUUGGGCCCUGCAUCUUCAUCUACGUACGUCCAGCCACCACCUUCAUGGUGGACAAAGUACUUGCGGUGUUUUACACCAUAAUUGUCCCCAUGUUCAACCCUCUCAUUUACACACUUAGAAAUACAGAGAUGAAAAGUGCCAUCAGGAAGGUGUGGUGCAGGAGGGUGAUUUCUGGGGGGAAAUAA
This is a messenger RNA of Tachyglossus aculeatus (Australian echidna), 930 nucleotides long. Its product is annotated as olfactory receptor 4P4-like. The transcript has a single exon. The record is from RefSeq and is a predicted model, not a curated record. Lineage: Eukaryota; Metazoa; Chordata; Mammalia; Monotremata; Tachyglossidae. Gene Ontology annotation, molecular function: olfactory receptor activity; G protein-coupled receptor activity. Gene Ontology annotation, biological process: G protein-coupled receptor signaling pathway. The coding region runs from base 1 to 930 and encodes 309 amino acids. Gene Ontology annotation, cellular component: membrane.